AAGAAAAUUUAGCCAAGAGACAGCUGCGUAAUCAUAUUGCGGCACCGUUUUUAUUUCUUUUUUCUUGCUGCAGCAGCUGCUUGCGGAAUACGUCUCCUCACUGCGGCUCUCUGCAGUCUCUGGCCCGCUCCUUCAGGACCGGUCACUGCAACCAUCGCCACCCUCUGCAACCCAGCCCAGGCUGCCCCUGCUUCAGUCCGGCUCUCCAAACCUGAGCACCGCCUUUUAUCCAGCCAGCGCCCACUGUCGCUCCCGCAGUUCGGCCACCACAGCUCAUUCCAUCUCUGCCCAGGCCACAGCCGCUUCUGACAUUUUGGUGAGUCUUUUCCCAAGGAGGUGAGAUCUAAUCUCGUUGAUAGCCACCUUAGGCGUGUCCGGUCCUUUGAAAAAUGGCCGAGUCCGCCGACUACAAGGAUCUGUCAGGAUCCAGUCCAGAAGAGGCUGACAGUAAGAUAAUAAUGGAGGCACCUGGGGAACCUCAGGAGUGCGGUGAAGAUGCUGCCGCUGGGCCUGGAGAUCAGGGGGAGCGUGGUGAAGAAGCCGCUGCCGGGCUUGGCGUAGAAGGGGGAAAAGGUGAAGAGGCUGCUGCAGGAUCCGGGAAAGACGGGGAGAAAGACACUGAGGAGAACCCAGACCCAGAUCGUCCAAAAGGGCUCAUCGGUUAUCUUUUAGAUACAGACUUUGUUGAAAGUCUACCUGUGAAAGUUAAGUACCGAGUGUUAGCCCUUAAAAAGCUCCAAACUAGAGCCGCCAAUUUAGAAUCCAAAUUCAUGAGGGAAUUUCAUGACAUUGAAAGAAAGUUUGCUGAAAUGUAUCAACCCUUACUGGAAAAAAGACGACAGAUCAUCAAUGCUAUCUAUGAACCUACAGAAGAGGAAUGUGAAUAUAAACCAGACUGUGAGGACUAUGAUGAAGAAGACAUGGAGGAUGAGGAAGAUGUGCAUGAUAAUGAGGAAGGCAUGGUACAUGAGUAUGGUGAUGAGGAUGAUGGUUAUGAUGACUAUUAUUAUGAUUAUGCCAUUGAGGAAGAGGAAGAGGAGGAAGCAGAUGAUGACACUGAGGCUACUGGAGAAGAGAAUAAAGAAGAGGAUCCUAAGGGAAUUCCAGAUUUUUGGCUGACUGUUCUAAAAAACGUGGAAGCACUCACUCCUUUGAUUAAGAAAUAUGAUGAGCCUAUUCUGAAGCUCCUGACAGAUAUUAAAGUGAAGCUUUCUGAUCCUGGUGAGCCUCUCAGUUUCACACUAGAAUUUCACUUCAAGCCCAAUGAAUAUUUCAAAAAUGAACUGUUGACAAAGACCUAUGUGCUGAAGUCAAGGCUAGCAUAUUAUGAUCCCCAUCCUUAUAGGGGAACUGCAAUUGAGUAUUCCACAGGCUGUGAGAUUGAUUGGAAUGAAGGAAAGAAUGUCACUUUGAGAACCGUCAAGAAGAAGCAGAAACAUCGGAUCUGGGGAACAAUACGAACUGUGACUGAAAGUUUUCCCAAGGAUUCAUUCUUCAAUUUCUUUUCUCCUCAUGGAAUCAGCUUAAAUGGAGGGGAUAGGAAUGAUGAUUUUUUACUUGGUCACAAUUUACGUACUUACAUAAUUCCAAGAUCAGUAUUAUUUUUCUCAGGUGAUGCACUUGAAUCUCAGCAAGAGGGGGUAGUUAGGGAAGUUAAUGAUGCAAUUUAUGACAAAAUUAUUUAUGAUAAUUGGAUGGCUGCAAUUGAGGAGGUUAAAGCCUGUUGCAAAAAUCUUGAGGCAUUAGUAGAAGACAUUGAUCGUUAAAGCAGGGUAUAUAUGGCCAUGAAAUCACAUGCCCUAGAGCUACUUACUCAAGAUAUAAGAAAUUACAAUUUUGUGGUCUGUAUUUUUCUUGUAGUGUCAGUUAAAACAUAUGUCUCAGAAAUAUAAAAAAGGUCAAAUAGUAAUUAAUUUGACAUUGCAUUUUAAUAGUAGAAUGUUUUCAAGACAUGUAGACUGUGGUAAAUGAUUUAAAACAUUAAUAUAGUGUUGUGUAGUUUAAUCCUUCUGAAGCCCUUUUGUCAUGUAACCAUGAGACUGUGAAUAUUAUCUGAAAUGCUAAAUAAGAUCAAUAUUUGUUUGGAAAGAAAAUCUUGGGAACAAACCCAAGGGUUUUUGCUGCUGUUGUGUUUUGUAUUUUUGUUUUCUUAGUCCUCUAGCUAGUGGAUUUAAUUUUGUUGUGACUGCUUCAUUUUGCAGUAGAAAUAAAAUAGAAUUUAAAACUUGAAUGCUUAAGAAGAGGCCUGCAUAUGGUUAAGAAUUUCAAGCAAAACCACAUUUAUUGUUAGUAGCAGCUUGUGCAUAGGCUCUUGAAUAUGUGACUGUGAUAAAUAAUGAAACUUAGUUGUAUUGGUAUUACUGUUUAUCAGUAAAGUGUUAGUCACAGUAUUUUCAGAAGUUUGCCAGUAUUGUUCUGUGUAAUUGUGUAAACCAUGAUCCCUUUUCCUAUAGUAUAUUGAAUCAUUCAAAGUGAUAACUUUACCAUUUCAAAAAUAUAUUUCAUGUUCCUUCCCUGCAAAAUAAAAUGAAUAAAAAUUUCA
Urocitellus parryii (Arctic ground squirrel) is the source of this 2542-nucleotide messenger RNA. RefSeq names its product nucleosome assembly protein 1 like 2 (gene Nap1l2). Lineage: Eukaryota; Metazoa; Chordata; Mammalia; Rodentia; Sciuridae. Gene Ontology annotation, biological process: nucleosome assembly. Gene Ontology annotation, cellular component: nucleus. The record is from RefSeq and is a predicted model, not a curated record.